AUGUCUGAACGCAAAGUCCUCACCAAAUACUACCCGCCCGACUUCGACCCGUCAAAGGUAUCGCGCGUACGCGCGCCCAAGAAGGCGGGCCCCAAGGUACAGACAGUGCGCCUAAUGGCGCCAUUUUCGAUGAAAUGCCUACAAUGCGGCGAGUACAUCUACCGGGGCCGAAAGUUCAACGCUCGAAAGGAAGUCCCGCCCGACGAGAAGUACCUGGGCAUCCAGAUCUUCCGGUUCUACAUCAAGUGCACGCGGUGCAGUGCCGAGAUCACCUUCAAGACCGACCCGCGCAACAACGACUACGCGUGCGAGCGCGGCGCGCGGCGCAACACGGAGCCCUGGAAGGUCGGGCGCGAGGAGACGGACGAGGAGCGCCUGGAUCGGUUGGAGAGGGAGGAGGAGGAGCGCAAUGCGAUGGUCGAGCUAGAGGCCAAGACGGUGGAUGCGAAGCGCGAGAUGGCGGUUGCGGAUGCGCUAGACGAGAUUCGCACGCGCAAUGCGCGCGUCGAGCGCGCGGACAAGGACGGUAUUGAGGUUGGUGUCGAGAUGCCGCUGGAUAGCGAGGCGGACCGGCUCGAGAGGGAGGAUGCGGAGGCUGCGAGACGGGCGUUCGGGUUUGCGCGGAUGGUUGAUCGCAUGACGGACGACGUUGUCGAGGACGGUGGGGUUACUACGUAUACAUCCGCUUCGUCGUCCACGUCGGCAUCUGCGUCUACGUCGACGCUCCCAUCGAUAGCAGAGACGAACGAAGCAGCGCACAAGUCGGAAGCGGCACAGACUGCGAGCGCGGUGUCGACGGAUAUGCCGCCGCCUUCGUUCAAGCGGGUGGUCAAGAAGAAGAAGAAUCACGCGGCGGCCCUGGGUAUCAGGAAGAAGCCAUCUCUGGUGUGA
Anthostomella pinea is the source of this 891-nucleotide messenger RNA. The record is from the annotation of a GenBank genome assembly. Lineage: Eukaryota; Fungi; Ascomycota; Sordariomycetes; Xylariales; Xylariaceae.